Molecule: messenger RNA, 1905 nt
Organism: Girardinichthys multiradiatus
Lineage: Eukaryota; Metazoa; Chordata; Actinopteri; Cyprinodontiformes; Goodeidae
Source: RefSeq, a predicted model, not a curated record
AUGCCGCGAGAAGCGUUAAAGAUGAGGCCUUAUUUUGACGAUUCCGCUCUUGGGAGGGAGGUCAACUCGGAGGAGGAAGCAAGGGAAAUCCAGGAGGUCCGAGGGAGAGAAAGAGAGAGUGGCAGGGCGGAGGAUGGUUGGUUUCCAGUUCCUUCUGGGAAACGUCUCAAGAAGUCCGCUAAUACCCCAGCUAAACGCUGCCGUGAUCGCCCUGCUCAGGCACCCACCCCUACUUCUGCUCCCCCUGAUUCUUCCCCAGCUCCUGCAUCUCCUUCCAUGGAAUCACCACCGGCUCAUGCUUCUACAUCAUCAGCCCUGGCUUUUCCACCUGCCUUUAUUGCUUCCAUGGACUCCCUGCAACGCUCUAUCUCUUCCCUAACACACCAUCUUCAGAACUUCACUGCUCGCACUGCCACAUCAGCUGCUCCACCUCCACCUGUUCCUCCGGUCACUCAGGCCGCUACUAGGCCCCACGUGCCGGCAUUUACACUAGAUAAUGCCAUCCCAGGAUCAUCUUUAGCACUUCUAGAUCUGGAGACAGUAGCCCAACUUCUCCAAAAAGAGGUUUCCAAAGAUUACAUGGCAGGCCCAUUCAAUUUCCGCCCCCCCUUUUCUCUUUUCCGCAUCAGCCCCCUGGGGAUCGCCACCAGAAAAUAUUCAGGAAAGAAAUGCCUUAUCAUUGAUCUAUCUGCUCCUCACUCAAGUCCCCUGCACAGCAUUAAUUCCCUCAUUCCAAAAACCCCCUUUUCCUUGUGCUAUGCUACGGUGGAUCAUGCCAUCAGACUUAUUAAGAUAGCAAGACGGGGAGCCUGGCUUGGCAAAGCCGACAUCAAAUAUGCUUUUAAAGUCAUGACAGUGCAUCCUUCUCUGUGGCAUGUCUUAGGCGUAAAGUGGAAUCGCCGCUUUUACUUUGUGGUCAGGCUCAUUUUUGGCUGUAGAAGCAGCCUGUUUCUCUUUAAUAAAUUGUCAGAAGCUUUAUGUUGGAUUCUUCUGAACAUCAUAAAACUUCCCAUCGUCCUUCAUCUCCUCGACGACUUCUUCCUUAUCAAUCCUCCUUCCCCCUCACCUCCCCUGUCCCCAGAGAAAACGUGAGGUCCAGCAAAACAAAUUGAGUUCCUUGGCAUUUCUUUAGAUUCAGAAGCAAUGAUCCCUUCACUGCCUGAGGAAAAACUGGCUCGCAUUCGAGAAGUCUUCCAGUCUUUUCUCUCCUCUUCAACCAUUUCUAAGCGGCAACUGUUGUCCCUGCUGGGCCAUCUUAACUUUGCCAUGCGCAUUAUUCCCCAAGGCCGUUCAUUCAUCUCCCGUCUUCUGGACCUGGCUAAUUCCAAUCCCUCUCUUCUACACACAGUUUCUCUGGAUGACGGCUGCUGCUCAGAUUUAGCUUUUUGGUCCAAGCUUCUUAGGAACUGGAACAGACUUUCUUUUUUCUAUAAUGACUUUUCUCAUUCAGCCAACGCUCUUCAGUUUUUCACGGACGCAGCCUCGUCCGUAGAUUUUGGAGGGUUCUUUAAAGGGGAAUGGUUCGCCGAAACUUGGCCCCCAUCUUUCCCCCAGUCCGAAUCUUCCGCAUUUUAUGAAAUCAUUCCCAUCGCCAUAGCCAGCUACAUCUGGGGCCCUCUUUGGAAACGUAAACGUAUAAUCACCCUAUGUGACAACAUCGCAAUGGUCGAAGCCAUAAAUAAAGGCCGAUCUUCCUCCAAAGCUAUUAUGCCGUACAUCCGCCACAUUACCCGGAAAUCAGUCAUGCACAAUUCCAUUAUUUCCACCCGCCACGUCCCUGGUUACUCUAACUCCAUCGCUGAUGCUCUCUCUCGCUUAAAAUUUCAGGUCUUCCGCAGUCUGUGUCCAUCUGCCAACCCCUUUCCCGCUCCGAUACCACCCUUAGAAGACCUGAAGCUGGACUAA